Messenger RNA from Oryza sativa Japonica Group (Japanese rice), 1218 nucleotides. NCBI's taxonomy places the organism in Eukaryota, Viridiplantae, Streptophyta, Magnoliopsida, Poales, Poaceae. The record is from RefSeq and is a predicted model, not a curated record.
GGCCGUGAUCGAGCUCCUGCGUUCUUGCUUAAUUUGAGUGGUCGGAUCGGCUACUGAGCUGGUGCGGCGGCGGCGGCUAAUCGGCGGCAUGAGGAUCGCGGUGACGGGCGCGACGGGGUACCUCGGCAGCCGCCUGUGCGGUGCGCUGGCCGACGCCGGCCACGCCGUGCGCGCGUUCGCGCUCCGCUCGGCGGGCGGCGGCGGCGGCGGCGGCGACGUCGAGGCCGGCCUGCUCCCGGCGUCCGUCGAGCUGGCGUACGGCGACGUCGCCGACGUGGAGUCCCUCGCCGCCGCCUUCGACAGGUGCGACGCCGUCUUCCACGUCGCCGCCGCCGUCGAGGCGUGGCUGCCCGAUCCCUCCAUCUUCAUCACGGUCAAUGUGGGAGGGCUCGAGAAUGUUUUGAAAGCUGCCAGGAGGACACCAACAGUAAAGAAAAUAGUUUAUACGUCAUCAUUCUUUGCCAUUGGCCCAACUGAUGGAUAUGUUGCAGAUGAGACACAGAUGCAUCAAGGAAAAACAUUUUGCACGGAGUAUGAGAAAUCAAAGGUUCUUGCAGACCAGAUCGCAUUGCAGGCAGCAGCAGAGGGGAUGCCAAUCACCAUCGUCUAUCCAGGAUUCAUGUAUGGUCCUGGAAAACUUACAGCAGGAAAUCUUGUUUCUCGCAUCUUGAUCGAGAGGUUCAAUGGGCGUUUACCUGGUUACGUCGGGCAUGGCCAUGAUCGAGAAUCAUUCUGCCAUGUCGACGAUGUUGUUGCUGGACAUGUAGCAGCAAUGGAGAAAGGCAGAGAAGGUGAAAGAUACCUCCUCACCGGAGAGAACACGUCGCUGGUUCAGAUCUUCGACAUGGCCUCCAGGAUCACGAACACAAAGGCGCCCAGAUUCCACGUACCCCUCUGGUUGCUUGAAAUUUACGGGUGGAUUUCAGUUCUUGUUUCAAGAAUCACCGGGAAGCUCCCGUUCAUCAGCUACCCUGCAGUGCGUGUUCUUAGGCAUCAAUGGGCAUACUCAUGUGAGAAGGCCAAGAAGGAGCUAGGGUACAGUCCUAGGAGCUUGACUGAAGGUCUAUCAGAGACGCUCUUAUGGCUCAAGGACAGCGAAAUGAUCAGAUUUUAGUGUUCUACAUUUCACUCAUGUAAACAUAUCAGCAUUGCUGUAACUGCAUAAAUAGUUAAAUCAAAGAAAACAUGUGGUUUGAAAUUUGAAGAUGAAUGCGUGCA